CAUUUUUCUAGCUGGUUUGCAACCCGGCAGUAAAUUUACAUAAGAAGAAAACAUCGCUCGGGUCCGGUUUUUCCGCAUCUGUUGUCGUAAACAUUUGUAUUUCAGAAUUAUUAAUAUACAUGAAUUAUAUCGGGCACUAUGAUCAUCGGUUGCUGUUUCACCUGUGUUUUUGCAGUGCUGAUAAACAAAGUGUCUCUGGAGGAAACAGUAAAGGCUGAUAUUGGCGGUUCUGUUGUUCUGCUGUGUUCUUCCACUGAACAUGAUCUUAAACCUCAAAACACUGAAGUACAUUGGAGACACAAUGGCAGUGAGAUUGUGUGUGAUAUAAUUAAGGGUAAAAGUUCAGUAGAGCGGCAGGACUCACAGUACAAGAACAGAGUUGAAACUUUCCCUGAUGAGUAUCUGAGAGGAAACUUCUCCAUCAAACUCAACAAUCUUCAAUACACUGAUGCAGGAGAGUUCAGCUGCCUCAUCUCACCCUCAUCUGAACUUCAGACUGUACAGCUGAGCAUCAAGGAAUCAACAGCAAAAAAGGAAAGUAAAUCCACUGAACAAGAAAACCAAGAAGAUACAGAAGCAGACAGUGUGGACACAUCAAACUGGGUUUUCAUUUUAUUAGCUGUACUACUGUUAUUUAUAUUGUCUAUAGCCUGUUUCAUUAUAUAUUACUGUAGAAAAAAAAAAAAAAAAGCUCCCUCAUUUUCUCCAGCCAUGACUGAAGACAAAGAACAGUGACACAAAUGACAUAUCAUGCAUAAAAGUUUCAAAUUUCACAUCAUCUCACUAUUUUUACAGCUGUCACUGGGUGUUUCUGGUGCUCAUGCUUAUGUUUUGUGCUGUUAUAUACUUGCUCUAUGCACUGUUUGUUCUUGCUGAAUGAGAUCUUGAAACACUGAAACGGUAGCCAUUUUUAAAGGUAAAGGACCAAUGAGUCUGUCAAUAUGUUACUGCCUUAAUUCUGAACUACAAGGGUACUUCUUGUUGUGUUUUCCAAUAUUGUAAUAUGUAUUUUGUAUUCUUUUUUAAAUUAUUUUAUGUGUGUUCAAAUUAAAACAUUUACUGAAUCUGAUUCAUUAUAUACAAAUAAAUAAAUAAAUAAA
This is a messenger RNA of Ctenopharyngodon idella (grass carp), 1100 nucleotides long. RefSeq names its product ICOS ligand-like. Bases 139 to 735 code for a protein of 198 amino acids. The record is from RefSeq and is a predicted model, not a curated record. Gene Ontology annotation, biological process: negative regulation of T cell proliferation; cellular response to lipopolysaccharide; cell surface receptor signaling pathway. The transcript has 4 exons. Gene Ontology annotation, cellular component: external side of plasma membrane. NCBI's taxonomy places the organism in Eukaryota, Metazoa, Chordata, Actinopteri, Cypriniformes, Xenocyprididae.